AUGCCCAGACCCACUAAUAGCUUUCCAAGUGACACGGAGAAGAAUCCGAGAAGUGAAGCGAAGAAAGUAAGAUGGGAAGACUGCAAUAUGGUCACUACAAAUGACAAGGAGACUGAAGACAAGCCAAGCAAGCUGUCAGAACAACCUGAAAAUACCUUAGUAGAGAAGGAGAAGAAAGACCAACAAGAACCAGAAAUCUCACAACAAGAGCUGCUGAGACUAUAUGUACCAUUUCCUCAACUGCUAAAGGGUGCUGUGGGAAAGAGAAUGUACUCAAGGUUCUUAGACUCGUUUGCAUCUUUGAAUGUGAACAUACCAUUCAUCAAGGUCAUUCAGCAAAUGCCAGCAUUCAUCAAGUAUAUGAAGGAACUACUUCCCAGGAAGAGCUCACUCAAGGGGGGCCAGACUAUAGUGAUGAACAAGGAUUGCAGCACCCUCAUUCAAACACAAUUGCCUGCGAAAAGAAAAGACCCAGGGAGUUUUCAUGCCCCUUGUGCUAUAGGGGAAACAAAUUUUGAUAGAGCACUUUGCGAUUUGGGAGCAAGCAUCAACUUAAUACCCCUAUCCCUGGUAAAAAGGCUGCAGAUCAAUGAGAUACUACCUACAGAUGUAGUCAUAAGGCUGGCUGACAAGACUCAAAAGUAA
This is a messenger RNA of Arachis stenosperma, 645 nucleotides long. RefSeq lists its product as uncharacterized. NCBI's taxonomy places the organism in Eukaryota, Viridiplantae, Streptophyta, Magnoliopsida, Fabales, Fabaceae. The coding region runs from base 1 to 645 and encodes 214 amino acids. The transcript has a single exon. The record is from RefSeq and is a predicted model, not a curated record.